Messenger RNA from Ilyonectria robusta, 564 nucleotides. Its product is annotated as HAD-like domain-containing protein. NCBI's taxonomy places the organism in Eukaryota, Fungi, Ascomycota, Sordariomycetes, Hypocreales, Nectriaceae. The coding region runs from base 1 to 564 and encodes 187 amino acids. The record is from RefSeq and is a predicted model, not a curated record. The transcript has a single exon.
AUGGAACUAACACUAACGGAUGUUGUCUUCUUUGAUCUAGAUGGCACGUUUUUCGACCAUUGUCACUUACUGCGGAUAGCCAUAUCCGCUAUACAGAGAAAAUAUACUGGUCUCGCCGGGGGAAAUGUUGAGGAGCUGAUCAAUCAGUACAAGAUCGCUCUUCAACAAGCUUAUGAUAAUUACCUGGACAAGAUAAUUACAUACGAAGAGGUGGACAUUCAGAAGAUCCGCCUGUUUUUUGCAGCACUUGGCCUCUACGAACCCAGCCCUGAGGAAGUCAAAAAGUUCCGUGCUAGGUACAAAGCAGUGUACAGAGAAAAUCGGAGAGCAGCCCCAGGAAGUAUUGAGACUCUGGCCCGACUGCGCGAACAUGGAUACCGCAUUGAUAUGAUUACCAACGGGCAAAUGGAAGAUCAGUCACCCAAGACCACGGCCAUUGAACCGCAUCAUCACCCCCAAGGAAACUGGGUAUCCAAAGAGACCGUGGACUUUCUUGCUGAAAAUAUGGGCCAGAUACUCGCUGGCGUUGCCGAGAAACGCUACAUCGCUGCCACGUCACAUUGA